ACGAUUACGCAAUGCAUCGCGCGCGCCCAUGUAGCUAGGUCGAUCUUGCGGGAAAUUUGAAACUUUGAAUUGUAAUCUCUCGUCUGCAUCGACGCGACUGCAACUGGAAAUGUCUGAAGUUUUAUCACGAUCAAUCCUUUCUUCAGAAAUUCAUCACAUUUCAACUUAAAAUGAGUAAAGGGAAGGAUGCACAAGCUGCCAGUGCAGUCUUGGACUACCUAAAUCGCCAGAAUAGACCAUAUAGCGCCAUAGAUAUUUUCAACAACCUCCACAAAGAAUUUGGCAAAACCCUCAUUGUGAGAUGUCUUGAAGACCUAGCAAAAGAUGGCAAGAUUACAGAGAAGGUGUAUGGAAAGCAGAAGGUCUAUGUUGCAGAUCAGAGUCAAUUUCCAAGUGUCGAUGAGAAGGAACUGAAAGCAAUGGACACCAAGAUCACCGAACUAACAGCAAGUUUAGAAACUUCCAAGACAAAAUGUAAAGAAAAGGAGAAAGAGAUUGCAAUGCUGAAUAGCUCAUUAACCAACGAGGAAGCUCAACAAAGGUUACAAGAACUCACAACAAUGUGUGCCAAAAAGGACAGCCGUGUCAGUCAGAUCAAAUCAGCAGGUAUUCAUAUUAGUGUUGAGCAGAAGAAAGCUGUGUAUGAGAAUCAUCAAACCACUGUCAAGGCAUGGAGGAAACGAAAGAGGAUGGCCAUGGACAUCGUAGAUGCUAUUCUAGAGGGUUAUCCUAAAAGCAAGAAACAGUUGCUGGAAGAGGUUGGUCUCGAAACUGAUGAGGAAUGCAACGUAAAGAUACCACAGACAAAAUGAAUAUGAAAUCCUACAGAUUUUUAUUCAACUCAACCUUAGUGGCAGAAGCUCUGAAUUUACUCCCACAAUGCAACUGCAAUUCUUAUCAUCUUCAUUCUAUUCUCUGGCCCUUUUGACCUUAUGAAUUUUGUUGCAUAUUUGUGUGCACUGCAUGUAGCAUGUCACAGACUAGUAUACAAAAUGUCCUGGUUUUGAAAACCGUUCAUGCCCUAUCUUUUUUCCCCUUAAUAUUCUGUUACAUUGGCAUUUAUUCUGUCAACUCUCUCGCAUUAAUGGCGUUUAUUAGUCAAUAAAAUAAAUAAAUGCUAACAUGCCUGAACCUAGCCGUGCACGAACAUAUGCUAUCUAUAAGGAAGCCCAUCACAAAUGAAAUUUUGCUUGAUUGUUUUUAUAUCCCUUUGACUUGAGGACAUAAGUUUGCACAUAUUGCAUGUUAUUCCCUAAAAAAAUAUUUCUACUUUAUAGCUGUUUAUUGGAAUUUGACAAAAGUUGACAUAGGCAAACUUCUUCAUUCCAAAUGAAAUUAGUGAAUCAAGAUACUAUGGUCUGAUUAUACAAUCUGAUUGUUACAUAUUAGACACAUAUAAAUGAAAUUCUUUGGUUUUACAAAGUCUGGAAAUUACAUGAAGUAUUCUUUAAUGAAUUAAAAAAUUACAACACCUACAUGUGAUAAUUAGUCUCACAUCUGACAGUCCAGAGCGCUGUACAUUAAAAUCCCUGCUAUUCAUUUAAGCUAUAUGUAGCCCUAUGUUUUGUUGCCAGUGGUCAAUAUGUAUACAUAUGCAUACUGUAUACAGGUAAGUUACAUGUUAAUGGUUGUAAGCAAUCAUUAACUACAGUAAUAUGUAAAUUAACAUUGGUUGUAAAUUUGUAAUUAAAAGUUUUUAUACAAUUCA
Lytechinus pictus (painted urchin) is the source of this 1708-nucleotide messenger RNA. Its product is annotated as homologous-pairing protein 2 homolog. Gene Ontology annotation, biological process: meiotic strand invasion involved in reciprocal meiotic recombination; homologous chromosome pairing at meiosis; meiotic joint molecule formation. Gene Ontology annotation, molecular function: recombinase activator activity; double-stranded DNA binding. Gene Ontology annotation, cellular component: condensed nuclear chromosome; DNA recombinase auxiliary factor complex. Bases 171 to 812 code for a protein of 213 amino acids. The transcript has 8 exons. The record is from RefSeq and is a predicted model, not a curated record. Lineage: Eukaryota; Metazoa; Echinodermata; Echinoidea; Temnopleuroida; Toxopneustidae.